CCCCGUCAGGAAUCUGACGAUCAACAACGUGAUCAUGAACGUCCGCCGGCUGCCCGGCUUCAUGUACAACUACAAGCUCGCAACGGUCCUCCUGGUGUCCAGCCUGUUCCUCGUCGUCUACCUGCUUCUAUAUUGGGGUGUAAUGUGCACGAAUCUCGAGGCCUGGCGUCACGUGUCCAUCGUGUGCAGUCAGCACCGAGAUGGUACCGCGAUGGGAAUUCUCUGCGAACCAUUAUGCGCCGAAAAGGGGAUACACUCGCUAGCAUGCGAAUCUCUUCAUGCAGGCAAGGAGGCGGUAUUCUCGGCGCAUUGGGAAGCGACUCGGCUCGUGUUCAAGGCCUCGAAGAUCAAGACAUCCUCGGAGCAAUUCGAGUCGCUCUACUGGGUGGACACGACCGGUUUGCUACACUUCCCGUCCGAGGAGGACUUCAUCAUCAUGAUCAAGGACUUGGUUAUCACUAAAUUAAACGUGACUCUCACGCGACGUCAGUUGGAGAGACUCGCCCGGUUACGGACACAUCGGAUAGAGACCGAGGCGACGAGACGUCGGCUAGAGAUAGGGAAUCUCUGGCCGUUGCUGCAGGAAAACGAAUAUCUAAUGAUGAUUUUGUAUGAAGAUAGGGACGUGUUUCCGCAAUUGAUCGGCACGUGUGGCACCUUUUACGCGGUCGAAUAUGUCAGACCGAUCGAGACACCCACGACGGUGCUAGCCCUGUCCGAUUCGAAACCCGAGUGGGCCAAGAGACUGAAACUCGCCGUGAUGAUCCUCAAUCUGCUCGAGGAACUCGAAACGGAAUUUCCCGAACCGCUUUAUCUUUGCGAUAUUAAAAUCAAUCACUUCGGUUUACCUCUGGGCGGGCAAAAGCUAAAGUUUUUGGAUCUAGACGCGAUCUUCCCGAAAAGCGUCAUCAAUCGCGUCAUCGCUAACGGUAAAAGCUGCGAGAAGCACGAGGAUUGUGAUUUCUUUGACUGCCGGUCAGUGUGCUCGAAGAAUAAGCGUUGCGAAUCGCCGGUUGUCAAUAAUAAUUUACAGAUUAUUUGCGAGAAGAUCUUUCUCGGCUGGACGCUUUCGGGAACGGUAAUCAUUCCUGGAUUGCUAAUGUCGGAACAUACCACCAGCACGCUGGCUGUGUUAUUGAGACAAUGCGCUAAUCCAGACAGCGAUACGACGCAUUUACCGCGCGCGGCAGCGACCGACAGCCUGAAAAAACGACUUUACAACAUGCUGAGCGAGAUGGAACAAGAGUACGCGGCGUUCGUGUGAGAAAGGAAACUGUGAAAGACGAUACAUUCGGAAUUAAGAGAGAAGUCGGACAAUGAUAACGCAACGUUGUGAAUUUACGAUUGGAUGAAAAAUAGAACAAUUUUUAUCGUAUCAUCGAGAUCCUGCAUAACGCCUGUAUUCAUUUAGUUUAGCAAAAGGAAGUAAUGCUAACACCUACAAUCGCAUAUUUUUACAUUAUGGAUUUAACAAUCGGGCAAUUUUUGUUUCACACUACAGAAGUAGCGAAGGAAAGUCUAAUAGAGAGGCUAGUGAUACCAAUAAAGUUGUAGAGACAUAUUGUCAUAAGAUCGCGGCAAUGGACGCACGAAUGGAUCUCUUGGAAAUUGGAUGCUAAAAAUCCGAAAGAAAGAUAUUCCGACAAGGAUUCAUUAUGAAACUUAUGCACUUAAUUAGAAGAUAAAGAACAACCCGUUUCUAGAAUAUUCUUACGUAGAGACAGAUAAAUGAGCGUAUAAUUAAUUGUAGGCAUUAUUAUUGUUUGUUAUACACGUAUUAGUAUUAGCGGGGCCACACGAUAUACUUACGCGAAAAAGAGAGUGCCUAUUAUACUACUUUAUAUUACAUUAUUUCUUUUAAUCUUAAGCUUACGUAACAGAAAUCAGUCAAAGUGCCAUUAUGAAUUUGAAAUAAAGAACAAAAGUAAAACUUA
Formica exsecta is the source of this 1934-nucleotide messenger RNA. It is a transcript of the gene aln, whose product is annotated as divergent protein kinase domain 1C. The record is from RefSeq and is a predicted model, not a curated record. The transcript is spliced from 5 exons. The coding region runs from base 35 to 1264 and encodes 409 amino acids. Lineage: Eukaryota; Metazoa; Arthropoda; Insecta; Hymenoptera; Formicidae.